AGGUUUGUGUAAGCUUGUAUGGUGCUGCUGCAGAUAUGAAUAUUAGACUGGACAAGAAUUCCUUGAUCAUUGAGAAGACUUAUAUAUCUCUGUCUAAUCAGAGAAAUAUAAUUAUUCACAACCGAAGUAAUAUCAUUGCACAUUUCCAAUGGAAAGUACAUGCUACUCAAGAAGAGGAGGAUAAAGAAAAAGCAAGGCUCUGUGACAACCUGACCAAGGAGGAGGAGAAGAAGACGGAAGAGCUCCUGCAGGAGUGCAUCCUGGACCCGUCCCUCCGGGAGCACCUCUCGGUCAUCUCCCACGCCUUCCAGAACCAGAGGCGGAUUGUGCAGAGCAAUGACAUGCUUUUCUUCGGCAACAUCUUUGUCAUUGAGCCGGUGGAAGGAGAUGUUUGGCCUAAUUCAACAACUCAAAUCAGUAUGAUCUUUUAUCCUCGAGAAGCCAAGCUCUAUCAGCAAACAAUUUACUGUGACAUUUCAGGUAGGGAAUGCCGGCUGCCCCUUCGAAUCAAAGGGGAAGGAAUGGGACCCAAGACUAUCUUCAACUUUGAUGUGUUAGAUAUUGGUAAAGCUUUUGUUGGAUCAAUACAUAGCUAUGAGGCCAUUCUGUCCAACAAAGGCAGCAUUGAUGCUCUCUUUAAUUUGGAACCUCCGACAACACCUUUGGGAUCCUGUUUCAUCUUUAACCCCAAGGAAGGUAUCGUGGAGCCUUCUGGCCUACAAACCAUACAGAUUUCCUUCAGUUCGAACAUCCUGGGGCACUUCCAGGAGGAGUUCCUAUUCAAUAUCCAUGGAUCCCCCGAACCUGUGAAACUGACCAUCAGAGGCUGUGUCAUUGGGCCGACUUUCCAUUUUAAUGUUCCAUCCUUAGAUUUUGGUGAUGUCUCUUUCGGGUUUCCUCGUACUUUGACCUGUUCUCUCAAUAACACGUCCUUGAUUCCCAUGACCUUUAAACUCCGUGUCCCUGGUGAUGGCGUCGGAGAACCAAGUGUGACGUGUUUGGAUCAGACUUUGGACAUCAAAAAAUCAUCAUGGAAGAAUGAAAGUUCACCGGCAAUAAAACCACGAGAAUUCACCAUUGAGCCCAUUUCAGGCACCAUCCGCUCCCAGGGAUUCGCUCCUGUUCGGGUCACCUUAUGCUCCAACACGGUGCAGAAGUACCAGCUGGCUCUCGUGGUGGAUGUAGAGGGCAUUGGUGAGGAAGUACUGGCACUCCUCAUCACAGCAAGGUGUGUUGUGCCCAAGCUCCGUGUGGUUAAUCCGGACCUGGAUUAUGGGUACUGUUUCCUGAAGUAUCCUUACAAGAGAAAGGUGCAACUUGUGAAUGAUGAUGACCUCCCAGGAUGCUAUGGAGUUCUCUUACAAGAAUAUGAGGAGCCACCUACUGUCCUUUUUUCUAGCCCAAGCCCUUGUGGGAUUAUCAAUCCCCAGAGUACAGUGGAGUUAAUGGUGGUCCUGGAGACUCAGAUCCUUGGAGAAUACGAGUGCACCGUGUACAUCUCCGUCUUUGGGAGCCACGACCCGCCACUGCCUAUCCACUUAAGGAGCAUUGGGGAAGGCCCUGUGGUCCAUGUGUUUCCUGAAAAACUCGACUUUGGCAACAUCUAUGUCCUAAAGGAUUCGACCAAGAUUCUCCAUCUCUCUAAUCAGUCCUUCAUCACUGCCUGCUUUUCUGCACAUUUGGCGAGCAGAAAGUCCCUGUGGAAGAUUUCGCCCGACGAAGGCAUCGUUCCUCCGGAAAGUGAAGUUCUCCUGACGGUGACGGCCAACCUGGACGACAUGCUGCCCUUCAAAGACAUGAUUGUUCUGUCCAUUCAGAACAGCAGCAGCUACCAGAUCCCCGUCAAGGCCGUGGGGAAGGGAACCACAAUCGUCUCCGACAAGCCUUUCGCCCCAGAGCUCAACUUGGGAGCCCACUUCAGUGUGGACCCCUACUUCUACCAUCUGAAACUGACCAACAAGGGACGCCGAUUCCACCAGCUGUUCUGGAUGAAUGAAGGCUUCCACCACAACAACAAACAAAAACGGUCGACCCACGCGAGUCCCCUGACUCUGAACAAUUCGCACGGCGCGAACCCACAUAAUCCCGUGUUUCAGAUUCACCCGGUCAGAAUGGAGCUAGCCCCUGGCCAAACAUCUGAGCUGGUGUUGGAAGGAUUUUCUGACGUUCCUAAGUUUGUCAAAGAAAGACUGGUGUGCUAUGCCAUCAUAGGAGGAAACAUAAGGAAGACACAGCUCAUGACGGUCAGUGUCAUCUGCGAGUUCAUUGGGCCCCUUGUCGUAUUCUCAACCAAGAAGCUCAUAUACAACCUGCAAAAGCAACCUCACACUGAAUUGGAGCCGCAAUUCAAGCUUCUCACUAUGAAGAACGUCUCCUCUCUGCCGGUCCGGGCGAUACUGACCACCAAAGAGCCCUUUUACCUGUGCGACCUGAGCCACUCCCUCCUGCCCCAGCCCUAUGGGCCCAUGGAAAUGGAAGUUGGGACAGAGAAGAAAUUGAUGAUCAAGUUUGAUCCUUGCAUCCGAAGUGAUUUGAACCAGUGGGUAGCAGAAGAAGUCCUGUCCAUCAAGUAUUUAGAGCACCCGCAAGUGGAUUAUGUGAAUCUCCGAGGAGAAGUACAUUUCCCCAACCUCACCUUUGAGACCAUGGAAGUGGAUUUCGGCUGCAUCCUGAACGACACGGAGGAGAUUCGAUACAUCCAAAUGGUCAACUGCAGCCCUCUGGUGGUGAAAUUUCGAUGGUCCUUCCUGGUGGAUGACAAUGAAAACCAGAUAAGGUUUGUAACAGGGCAACGUAAGCCAUAUAGUGCCCCAAUUCGUGUUUGGUCCCAGUUAUUGGAACCCCAACAAGAAUUACUUCCAGUGACCCCAGGACCAGCAACUUCACCAAUAACUCCAGCACCACCAAAUCUAGCAAUUGAAGUAGAUGAAUUUGUUGAGCAUGUCAUUCUGAAUGAGAAUCAUAUAAAUGAGGAAGGAGAAAAGAAGCUUCUAGUGCCAUCAGAUGUAGGCACUGCAGUCAAUACAGAACCAUUGAAAUCGAGUAUUGAAGAUGUAGAAAGAACAUUAACCCAGAGCCAGGUGGAAUUCCAGGACUCCCUAUGGAUCUUUGAACAGGAUGAUUCAUUUACCAUCGGUGUGGAAGAAGUGUUUGACAUCUUACCCCUCUAUGGAAUGAUGCCACCCCUUAGCAGCCACCAGGUGUCCUUCGCGUUUUAUGGGCACUGUGACAUCAUUGCUCAGGUGAAAGCCCUCUGUGAGGUGGAGGGAGGACCCACCUAUGAGAUCACACUCAAAGGAGAAGCUUCGUUGGUCAGCUACAAAUUUGACACAAAGGAAAUUAACUAUGGACUCCAGAUGUUUGAUCAUGUCAUGGAAAAUGACCUCACCCUGAAGAAUAUUGGCAAAGUUGGUUUUGAGUUCAAAGUUCUGGAGGGGAGCCAGAAUUCUUUUGAUAGCCCUCAGCCUGGAAUGCCCCUGAUCCUGCCCCGCUCUGGUUUCAUUCAUUCGAAUAAAGAACAGGUGUUAAAGGUUUACUACCUACCCGGAGUGCCUGAGGUCUUUGAGAGGAGUUUUCAGAUCCAGAUUGCCCACCUGGAACCAGAAACCCUCACUCUGAGGGGAGAAGGGAUCUUUCCCCGAAUCUCUCUGGAUCUCCCUAGGAACAUCAAAGGUACCCAACAUGUUGAGCAAGGGAUUUUCCAAGUACAGAGAAUGGUAUUUUCUGGUGACUCUAAGUGAGGAUGCAUAGUCCAUUGAUGUGGUAAAGUGACUACACACGAGACCACAAGAGGAACAAAGAGUGGGACAGUUAUCCAUUAAAUUCAACAAUGAAUGCUCAAAUGUCCUCAAGGGAAGCCCCCCAAGAGAAGACUUGCCAGGCAGUUUGGGUCCCAGCUCCCCACGGGGAUUUUCUACCAUUGCAUCUACAUCAGCCCCUCCCCCCAA
Antechinus flavipes (yellow-footed antechinus) is the source of this 3947-nucleotide messenger RNA. Its product is annotated as hydrocephalus-inducing protein homolog. Gene Ontology annotation, biological process: axonemal central apparatus assembly; cilium movement. Bases 36 to 3740 code for a protein of 1234 amino acids. The transcript has 22 exons. Gene Ontology annotation, cellular component: axoneme. The record is from RefSeq and is a predicted model, not a curated record. NCBI's taxonomy places the organism in Eukaryota, Metazoa, Chordata, Mammalia, Dasyuromorphia, Dasyuridae.